Molecule: messenger RNA, 2952 nt
Organism: [Candida] anglica
Lineage: Eukaryota; Fungi; Ascomycota; Pichiomycetes; Serinales; Debaryomycetaceae
Source: the annotation of a GenBank genome assembly
AUGUUUACAUUUUCCAUCUUGGAGAAUGACUCUGGCUCGUGCAGAGUAUCGAAGCUUAGCUUUGAUGCCGACAUCACCAUUCUAGCGGAUCCUACAUGGGAUGGGCGUAACUAUGAAGAUAUGGAUUUCAUGGAACAACACCUCACAAAUGUUGAUAUAAUUUUGCUUUCACAUGGUACUCCUGAAUUCAUUGGUGGGUACGUACUUCUCUGUAUCAGGUUCCCAGCUCUCAUGGCUGCCAUCAAGGUGUAUUCCACUGUUCCUGUCAACCAAUUGGGACGUAUUUCCACGGUUGAAUUCUAUCGUUCAAGAGGUAUUAUGGGACCCAUUCAAGGUGCCAUAUUAGAAGUAUCAGAAGUAGAUGAAUGGUUUGACAAGGUCAUAUCACUCAAGUAUUUACAAUCUAUUUCACUUUUUGAUAACAAACUCGUGAUGACUCCUUAUAAUGCGGGUCAUACUCUUGGAGGAACUUUUUGGUUAUUGACAAAGAAAUUGGAAAAAAUCAUUUAUGCACCAGCAUGGAAUCAUUCUAAGGAUUCAUUCUUGAAUAGUGCCAGUUUCCUUUCCUUGAAUGGUACUCCAUUAUCCCAGUUGGUGAGACCAACUGCCCUUAUUACCAAUACAGACUUGGGUUCUUCAAUGUCCCAUAAGAAACGUACCGAGAAAUUUCUUCAAUUAGUAGAUGCCACAUUGGCAAAUGGAGGUUCAGUUGUACUUCCAACUUCACUUUCAGGUAGAUUUUUGGAAUUAUUACAUCUUGUUGAUCAACAUUUACAAAGUGCACCUAUUCCUGUUCUUUUCUUAUCGUAUUCAGGAACCAAAGUAUUAAGUUAUGCAUCCAAUUUAUUGGAAUGGAUGUCUUCACUGCUCAUUAAAGAAUGGGAAGAUUCCCAAUCUCAUGGAGCUAGUAAUAAAAAUAAUAUCCCAUUUGAUCCAUCUAAAGUGGAUCUUUUGGCAAAUCCAAACGAAUUAUUACAACUUUCAGGACCAAAAAUUGUUUUCUGCACUGGUUUAGAUUUAGAAAAUGGUGAUAUGUCUAGUGAAGUUCUUCAAUACUUGUGUAAUGAUGAAAAAACCACCAUCAUUCUUACAGAAAAAUCCCAUUUUGGCGUCGAUAAAUAUAAUAUCAAUGCUCAAUUGUAUAGAGAAUGGCAUGAACUUGCAAAGAAAAAGCAGGGUAAAGAAGGACCAGUUGAAGAUGGUAUUGCAGUUCCCCUUGAACGUACAUUGAAUUUGGAAGAUUGGCAACAAGAAGAAAGUUUGUAUGGAAUGGAAUUAAUCAAAUUUCAAGAACAAAUAAAUCUUUCAAGAAAGCAAAAAUUAUUGGAAAAAGUUAGAGAUAAAAAGAAUAAGAACUUGUUGAAUACAGACAAUUUCAGUGACUCUUCCUCUGAUGAAGGGGAAGAUGAUGAGGACGAUGAAGAUGAAGAUCGCGAUAAUGAAAAAAUGGCAGUGGAUCAAAUAGAGAAUCAAAAUGGAGGAGACAAUUCCAAUGCCACUUUGAAUGGAACCACAGGAAAGUCAAACACAGCUAGUGGGAAUAAUACUACCACCCCAGGACUUCCUGUCACUAAUAAUGCGUCAGUGCCAGUAGUUGACGAAUUAGCUGCUCACGAAGCGUUCAUUACUGACCAUGUUAAACAAACUCUUGAAGCAAAUAAACCACUCGAUCUCAGGAUAACAAAGAAACUUAAACCAAGACAAGCAAUGUUUCCAUAUUUUUCAAAUAGUCAUAAACAAAAGUUUGAUGAUUAUGGUGAAAUCAUAGAUAUCAAGGUUUUCCAAAAGAAUGAUGAUCCAACUAAGAGUCGGUUGGUUGUAGAUGGGAAAAAGGGAGAUGACAGAGGGAGAGGAGAUGGAAAUUGGAAUGAAGGGGGUGAUUGGAAGAAGGGUAAAGGUGGUAAGAAGUUUGGAGAAGGACAAGCCAAUCGUGCCACUCCUCAAGAAACUUUAAAUAAUCAAGUCUUACAGAAGAAUCUUGAUACAUUAUUCAAUCCUCAAAAGAGAGUCAGAUCUAACAAGACCACUCUCCGAGUGCGAUGUGGUCUUUCAUUUGUUGAUCUUUCCGGAUUGGUGGAUUUAAGAUCAUUAAGUUUAAUUGUCUCUUUGAUCAAGCCUUAUAAUAUAGUUUUACUCCCAGACUACUCUUCUAGGGAAGAUGAAGAAGACCUUAAUCUGCUCAAGACUGUCAAAGGAAUGUUUGACCAACAACAAGAAGAUAAACAAGAGCAACAAUUCAAAAAGGAUAUUGCCAAUUCAGCGAGGUACAUGUCAUUGGCAACAAUCCGUGGAGGUCUUUCAGGUCUUUCUGGGGGGUCCAAUAACCAAAUGCAAGUCCUGGUGGCCGAAAGAAAUCAUACCAUCCGUAUUGGUUAUGAUGACAAUGGAGUUACUGGAAUGGGAUUAACUAAUUUUGAAAUUAAAUUAGACGAUGCUAUUUUAGAGAACUUAAAGUGGCAAAAGAUAGAUGGUAGUUAUAAAGUUGCACAGGUGUAUGGUGAAUUAGAAAUUACCAACCAACAGCCAGAAGCGAAGAGAACGAAAAGAGCCAUAAAUGACUAUAUGAAUUCAUCUACCCAAUUCACAUUAAAGCACUUAUCUAAGAAACAAUAUUUGGAACAACAACAAAAGGUUGCUAGAACCGAUGCUGCAGCUACAGAUUUGGGCAAUCCAACUGGAGCUAUCUCCACAGGAACUAGUAAUUUAGGACCAAAGUUAGCAAUUGGAAACAUUCGUCUUACUGAACUUAAAAAGAAGCUUUUAGCUAGAAACUUAAAUGUCGAGUUCAAGAGUGAAGGUACACUUGUUGUAAACGAAUGCUUAGCCAUCCGUAAGGUAACAUAUGGCUCAUCGGAGGGUGAUGAUACAGGUGAUAUAGUCAUUGAUGGGCUGAUGGGUGCUUUGUACUACGAUGUGAAGGAUUGCAUUAGAGAAAUGUUGGCAUAUGUAUAG